CCCCCCUGAAAUGCAUUUUCUGUUUCUGACAAAGAAAAGCCCUUGGAUAUGUCAGCUCAAAAGCUAAGAGUGAGAGAAAUGUAUGUGUAAAUUUUUAGUUAUUUCUUCAACUUGAAUUCAUUUCGAAAAGCUUUUAAAUCUCUGCCUAACUUUCUUUAAAAUAAAAUAAAUAAUAAUCCCUAAAAAAUAACUCGAAACUACGCCCCCGAGUUGGUGUUCUGUUCUGUGGCCCCAGUGCGAUAUUUCCCAUCUACAGCCCUAGCCCCCAGAGGGGUCAUAAAACUCGGCUAAUCUCCUGUAACCCCAGUAACCGCAAUUCCACCGCCAGUCGACGAUUAGAUAGCCCCAGAAAUGUCCAAAGCACGGAACCUCUUGCUGCUCUCCUCCUCCAGGCUGUACGGAUACGGGUACUUGGAGCAUGCCCGGGGCCAGCUGGAGGAUCUCUUCAAGAGCGCCAAUGUGAAGACCGUGCUCUUCGUGCCCUACGCCCUGCGGGACCAUGACAAGUACACUGCCACCGUGAGGGAUGCCCUGAAGCCGUGGGGCUACUCCGUCGAGGGGCUGCACACGAAGCCGGACCGGGCACAGGCCCUGAAGGAGGCCCAGGCCAUCUUCGUGGGCGGCGGCAACACCUUCGUCCUGCUGCGGACGCUCUACGAGCUGGAGCUGCUGGAGCCCAUCCGGGAGCUGGUGCUGCGCGGCGGACUGCCCUACGUGGGCAGCAGUGCCGGGACGAAUGUGGCCACCAGGUCGAUACACACCACCAACGACAUGCCGGUGGCCUAUCCGCCCAGCUUCGAGGCCCUGGCCCUGGUGCCGUUCAACAUAAAUCCGCACUACCUGGACCCGGAGGCGGGCACUCACCACAAGGGCGAGACUCGGGACGAGAGGCUCGAGGAGUUUGUGGCCUACCAUGGGCUGCCAGUGCUGGGCCUCCGGGAGGGAACCAGUGUCCGGGUGGAGGGCGAGAAGGCUACGCUCCUGGGGGAUCGCAAUGCCAAGCUUUUCAAGGCAGAUGGGAGCACCGAGGAACUGGCUCCCAAGGCCGAUCUUAGCUUCCUGCUGCAAAAGUAGUCGGAUCGUACACUGAGGAAAACAUCCGCACAUUUAUUGUACAUAUAAACAUACAAGCUUAUUGUAUUAUUUCUGCAAUAACAACAAUUCCUAAUAAAA
Molecule: messenger RNA, 1173 nt
Organism: Drosophila bipectinata
Lineage: Eukaryota; Metazoa; Arthropoda; Insecta; Diptera; Drosophilidae
Product: probable alpha-aspartyl dipeptidase
Biological process (GO): proteolysis
Molecular function (GO): serine-type peptidase activity
Source: RefSeq, a predicted model, not a curated record